Molecule: messenger RNA, 1272 nt
Organism: Colletotrichum destructivum
Lineage: Eukaryota; Fungi; Ascomycota; Sordariomycetes; Glomerellales; Glomerellaceae
Exons: 2
Coding region: 325-1116 (263 amino acids)
Source: RefSeq, a predicted model, not a curated record
GUACCAACGUGCAAUUUUUUUCAAAUCGGGUAGGUGGACAAGGUAUCGUACAGCAGCUUCCCUUGGCAUGAGUCCAUCGUCGGACAAUGGUCUUGACCUUUUCUACGGUUCUCCCGCCCGUCGUUGUCGUCCAUCUCUUCUUCUCCCCAUCACCAUCUUCACAACACUCAUCAUCGACUCUUCACAGCCCAGUUACGCCAACAGAUCAGCACCAGUUUUGGACUCUUGACAUCCACUACACAGGCAUCAAUUCCCUUAAAUAGCUUCUUUGUCUGUACCACAUCACCUCCUCUCCCAGCUCGUCACAGCACCAACUGUACCAAAAUGAGACAGACAACUUUCGUCACCGGCCUCGCCGCUAUGCUGCCCUCUGCCGCUCAGGCCUGGUCUGUCCCAGCACUUCUCGACUCCCGUCAGAACAGCCCGCAUUACCAAGACGUUGUUUGCAAGCCCAAGACUGGCUCCGGUGGCCAGCUUCCCCCUUGCGUCCAGAUUGAGAACAUUGAGAUCGCUUGCAAGCCCAAUGGCACUGACCCGAUUCACUUCGAGGCUCAUGCUCAAUGCAUGUGCGGCGGAUCCUUCUUCGCCGAGAAGCUGGGUUGUGAGAGAUGCCUGUUCGUCCACGGCCUUCGCAGCGAGCGGUCCUUGGCUUACUACAGCGGCGUUCUCUCAUCCGCCUCGAAUGCUCUGUGCACUGGUACGCCUACUGCCGAUUUCGCCACCAUCUACUCAAACAUCGAGGUUGCUGCUACUCCCGUCACCACUGGUGCCACGGCUUCGAGUGAUCAAGCUCCCAGCGACACGGCCAUCUCUCUCUACUAUACGGCUAGCGGCUUACAGGGUCCCGGUAGCAUCACUGGCGAAGCUGCUAGCGCUACCGGCACCAGCAAGAGCUCAACGGCCAAGCCGACCACCACUGCGAAUGGCUCAGCUACAGGAGGCGGUGCCUUCACCCGUGCCUCGACCACCGCUGGGACCACUGCUGCUGCCAGUGGUACGGCUACCGGCGACGCUGCCACCACCUCGCCCGCGUCUGGCAAUGGCGCGAUGCCCACGUACGCUGCAGGUGGCCUCAUGAUGGGUGCUGCCGGUCUGGCGGUGCUUGCAGGGUUGUAAAAAGACUACGUUGAUGUCGAAGGGAGGAAGUAAUGGGUGCGGAAACCAGUGCCGGGGUGUAGGGUUAAUGGCUACUGUCGAUGCUGUAACACGAAUCAAGCACUAAUGAAUAAUGCAAGAAUGCACUCUUCCUGCCUUUCUCAUCCAAGCCAUGCU